UUUCCGGUGAAACCUCAGAGGAGAAGAAACAUCAUAUAGGGUCUACAGCAGUCAGGAGUGUUCCUCUGUUACACAAUGAGUCAAAAUCCCCCUGCACACACCAAAGCUGUCCAGUUAGUGGAGAGCAACAGUCGACCAUGUGGUGUCCAGCUGGUCAGCACCGCCAGGACAAACAAAUCAGCUGAUCCGAUGGACUUAGUGGAGCUAGCUACCACCAUACAAAAGGCUGAUGAAUUUGUUAAAGCUACAGCAGGCAGUAAACUGACGGAGAUCGCAAACCAGAUCCGCUACCUACAGGAGCGGGCCAGAAAGGCUUUAGAAGAGGCCAACAGAGACAACAAACUCCAUCAUUACGCCUGUAACUUGGUGAAGAAACCAGGCACCACAUACUAUCUGUAUGAAAGAGAAUCCGGACAGAAGUAUAUGUCAAUUCUAUCUCCUGAAGAAUGGGGUGCAUCUUGUCCACAUGUAUUCUGUGGAGCCUACAAAUUAGAACAUGAUAUGUCAUGGACUCCUUUAGAAGAGGUGGAGGAACGUAGUCAACAAUUCGCUCUCAUUGAUAAAAUCUUAGACACUCAGAAAGCAUUGCCUGAAACAUCAUCCAUCACCGGUAUAUUUGGAGACAAAUCAUAGAGUGAACGGUCGUGGAGUGAACAACUAAUGUGUGAUUGGAAUGGACUCAUGUGUAAUGUUGUGUAUACAAGUUUGAUAUGCAUGUGUGAAAGGAUUUGUGAAUACAUGUGUCACAGAUGAAAAAUGUGAUAAAAAUUUUGCAAUUCAGAAUAACUGUGAUGAAAAGUAGGGAAGUUUGAAUUUGAAGGUGACUUUUACCAAUCAUGCUAUUGAAUUUUGUUUUAAAAUGUAAGGAUUACUUUUUAGAUCAAUAUUUUAAUCAGAUGUUUGCAACCAUCAGAAGAAGAGUUGAUAAAUUGAAUGUUCAAUAGAUGUACCAUUGUCAGUAUUUUGUUUUAUUAAUUAUUACAAUUUUAUCCAUUAUGUACUUCAUAAUUAUUAAACCAUCCUUGAGGGCUAUAGUACAAAUUACCUGCGGUUAUAUUUAUGUACAUGCUUUUUCUUAUGGUUUAUUUUAAAUUAAAUAUCCCUUUUAUUGAAUUUAUUGUUAACAUUAUUUGUAUUUAUUGUUCACAUUUUUGUAUUUAAGGUAAUUUGAAAAAAUGAAAAUAAAUAUUUCAUAUUGAAAUAAUCAUCAAAUUUGUUUUUGAGGAAUAGUGUAUUUGUAACACAAGCACAUAUUUGUAGCCAAAAACUUACUGUAAUGAGAGGGUUUGACACCAGUGGCCUGAGUCCACCAAAGUUUGGAAUGUCCACCAAAUGCUACACAUGUAAUAGUGAUAAUUUCCCUUCUCUGGAAACACCUGCAUGUCAGGUUUAUGUCUCACAGUUGAUUAGAUAGCAAGAGAAUGUUCUUUCUGAGCAUGAAUAUGUUUUACAUGAAGAAUUUCAACAUAAGAGGAAUCUAGAAAACUUGAAAUAGCUUUGUAUCAAUUUUUGUGACCUCUUACAUAAACUAACUGUCCUACUGAAUAUUUCAUAUUGUUAAAUAUACAUUUUUGGUUUCAAGUUGGCAACAUACUUAAAUCCACAGAGAGUAGCUAGAAAAAUUAUUUUUUUAUAUCUAUUUGACCUUAACAAAUUUAUAUCAAUAUACACUCCAUAAUCCCCAAAAAAUUACAUAUUUCUCAGUAUUUCAUAAGUAUGAAACAUGAAAUUUUGGAUUGAAUAAAAGAUAAUGAAAAACUA
Molecule: messenger RNA, 1761 nt
Organism: Saccostrea echinata
Lineage: Eukaryota; Metazoa; Mollusca; Bivalvia; Ostreida; Ostreidae
Exons: 5
Coding region: 76-633 (185 amino acids)
Source: RefSeq, a predicted model, not a curated record